Molecule: messenger RNA, 3809 nt
Organism: Brassica napus (rape)
Lineage: Eukaryota; Viridiplantae; Streptophyta; Magnoliopsida; Brassicales; Brassicaceae
Product: regulatory protein NPR6-like
Exons: 2
Coding region: 2123-3511 (462 amino acids)
Biological process (GO): plant organ development
Molecular function (GO): protein binding
Source: RefSeq, a predicted model, not a curated record
UUAUAAAAUUUAGUUUAGGUUUGAUAUUUUGUAAUUCUUGAUAGUGUUUCAAGAAAUUAAAUUAAAACAAAAAAUAAGUAGGAAAUAUUAUAGUGGCCUGACAGAUGGACCCGAUCUACCGGCCGACAUGCAUCCGCAUGUCCUUCAGCCCUACACCACCAAUUUUUAAUUUUACAUUAUUUAUUGUGAUUAACGAAUUUCUUUUUUCUGACCUCAAAAUACUUUUUACCUGCAUUAUUGUUUCUGAUACAAAAUAAAUUGACUUGUUCAGCCUCGACCAUGUCUUUAGCUGAAUUAGACACAUACCGCUUUGAAUGGAAGUGCUCUAACUAACUAGUUAUGCGACAAAUUUUAUUUUAAGUAAAAAUGUACCUAGUAAUUUUUGUUUUGGAACUUUUGACAUAGUAGUUUUUGUUGGCAUCUGUCAUUAAUUUUAUAAAUUCGCCUAAAAACUGAAUGUUUAAAAUAAAAUAAAAAUCUCGUUUUAAGAAAUAAAGAGUUUUUGAAACAUAAUAAUAUUGAAAUUAUGAAAUCUUGGUAUUGAUUGUUUCUGCAUGUCCUUAAUUUGUAACAUACUUAUCUAUCAUCAGGGCCAUGAAUCCAUGAUGGUUACUUGUUUCUUUUUUUCCGGUUUACAAAACUUGUAAUCUAAUGAAUCACAAGAGUUGAAUAACUAGUUUUAAAUCCAAGUACUUCCAUAGCAUAACCGAAAUCAUUUACUUUUUUUCUCCAUCCUAACUAUUAUGAAUCGCGUAGAAAAUAACAUACUUUCCUUUUUUCAUGUGGAAAAAAAAGUGGCAAACAAGAGAAGAGAUGAUGUUUGACCCUAAAAAAAAGAAAAAAAAAAAAGAGAAGAGAUGGUCAGAAAUGGACCAACGGUCAAACGCCAAAACAUCAAAUCACAUUUUUACUAAGUACAGUCCAAGCUUUUAGUGGUUUUCACUUUAUACGAAUUAGACCAAUGUGCUUAUCCAUUACCGUCCUGUCCAAUUUACCAUUUUCAUAUUAGCAAUUUAACACGCAUGCAUUUGGCUUAGAAUAGUGAUCUUGGUUGGUCUGUUUGUCCUGCGAUAAGGGUGGUAAAUGAUUUGAAAUAAAAAAAUCAAGUUUCAUUUUUUUUUUUGUCAUCAAGUUUCAUAGACAUGUAUAAAGUGGCUUGAUGCAAAUCCAGUUAAAAACAAAAAUCAAAGUUUCAUAAACAUGUCGUAUAAAAAAUCUGUUUGAAAAUUAUUAUUCUCUAAUAUUUUGUGAUCGGUCAUGUUUCAAUAUGUUAUUUGGCACUUUCUAAAACAAUUUCUUCCUUGCACCGAAAACCCUCAUUUUAUUAGCAUUAGGUAACGUAUCAAACCCAUAUUUAUAUGUUUCUUAUAUAACAUCAUGGUGUUGAUUGUGUAUCACAUGUCGUGAACCAAGCCAAAAAGACAGUUGCCAAAGAUCUUGUCUAGGUUCUAUUUUCUUGCAACUAAAUUAAUAUUUCCUUCUCUAGAGUGUUAGGUGACAUAUGGUUUAAUUUGGGGUUUAAGUUAUUCAGUAGCUAAUGAUAUCUCUUAAGAAAACAAAAUUCAGUAGCUAAUGAUAUCUCUUAAUCAUGUUAUAAUGAGUCCCUUUCUCUCUCUCUCUCUUGGUUUUUAUUUGACAUUUACAAAACUAAUAAUACUAUAUGUUAAGCAAACCCUAUUGUCACUUUGUUAUCUUCCAAUUUUAGUAACAAAGGAUAUCACUGAAAUUUCUCAGAACUCAAACUGUUACCAGCCAAUAAAAGAAAGCACACAUGUCGACAUUAAUCAUUUUAUCGUCUUUUAAUUUAUUAUAAAUUAAUUAGAGACCCCUUGGUCCGCCUAUUCAGAUCUCUGUCUCUUUCUCUUUCUCUCUCUCUAUCUCUCUAUACACAAAAGACCAAUCUUUCAAACACUAUAGACUCUCUCCCUCUCUUCUUCCUUCAUCUUCUCCAUGUGCUUCUCAAGAUAAAAGCUUGACCCAAUUAUACCUACAUGAUUUUUUUCUUUCAAGAAAACAAAUCAUUUUCUUCAUUUUCUAUUGCUUAUGAAAUCAAAGGAUAGUAUUUUUUAUAGUACUCUGAAACCCUAAGUUUUACACAAAAAAAAAAGAAUAAGCAGAAGCGAUGACUAGUUGUAUCGAGGAAUCUCUGUCGUUAGAUUACCUAAACCUUUUAAUCAACGGCCAGGCUUUCUCUGACGUCACUUUCAGCCUCGAAGGCCGUCUGGUCCACGCUCACCGCUGCAUCCUCGCUGCGCGUAGCCUCUUCUUCCGCAAAUUUUUCUACGGAUCUGAUCCUCCACAAACAGUAACCAGUUCAGCUUCAGGAGCCAGAGUGGCCUCAGUGGGAGGAGUCGUACCGGUUAACUCUGUAAGUUACGAAGUUUUCUUGCUUCUACUUCAGUUCUUAUACAGUGGUCAAGUCUCACUCGUACCGCAUAAGCACGAGUCAAGAUCAAACUGUGGAGAUAGAGGAUGUUGGCACACGCAGUGCACUGCAGCCGUUGAUCUCUCCUUAGAUAUCUUAGCCGCCGCUCGUUAUUUUGGAGUUGAGCAGCUCGCGUUGCUUACUCAGAAACAUUUGACAAGCAUGGUGGAGAAAGCCUCCAUUGAAGACGUGAUGAAAGUACUAAUAGCUUCAAGAAAGCAAGACAUGCAUCAGUUAUGGACCACAUGCUCCUACCUAGUCGCCAAAUCUGGUUUUCCAACAGAAAUUCUAGCCAAACAUCUCCCAAUCGAACUCUUAGGCAAGGUUGAGGAGCUUCGUCUCAAAUCAUCCAUACCUCUACGUUCUCUAAUGCCUCACCAACAAGACCAAAACUCGGCUCUAAACCUAGAGGACCAGAAGAUCAAGAGGAUGAGACGAGCAUUAGACUCCUCGGAUUUUGAGCUAGUAAAGCUAAUGGUUAUGGGAGAAGGACUCAAUCUAGACGAGUCAUUAGCUUUGUUUUACGCGGUGGAGAAUUGUAGUAGAGAGGUUGUGAAGGCACUUCUUGAGCUUGGAGCAGCUGAUGUGAACCAUCCGGCAGGUCCCACCAGGAAAACCGCACUCCACAUCGCAGCUGAGAUGGUCUCUCCGGAUAUGGUGGCCGUGUUACUUGACCACCAUGCUGAUCCAACCGUUCAGACAGUUGAUGGUAUCACUCCUCUUGACAUCCUUAGAACCCUAACUUCAGAUUUCUUGUUUAAGGGGACAAUUCAUGGAUUGACUCACAUUGAGCCUAAUAAGCUCAGACUUUGUCUCGAGCUGGUCCAGUCUGCUGCAAUGGUGAUUUCUCGAGAAGAAGGGAACAAUAACAAUAACGUUAACAACACCGUGAUCUACCCUAGGAUGAAAGACAAACGCACGAAGGGGAGUAGUUUGGAUUCAAGAUUGGUUUAUCUUAAUCGUGGAGCUACAAAUCCGGAUUUUGGAGAUGAACAUGGCAUUCAAACGGAAGAAACGGGCCUGCAUCAUCAUCAUUAUCAUGACCCGUCAACGAUGUAUCAUCAUCAUCACCACCACCACUUCUAGGUUUUCUUCUAAGACGAUCAUUUUCUAGUUAUGAUAAGACAUAUUCAAGAACUAGUUAAUUUUUGGUUGUGGUCUUUUUCUAUGUGAAUAUAUGGACAUGCGACACAUGCCAACAAAUGUAAACGUUUAUUCCAUGAAAAGUGAAAGGAAAUGAGAAGACAAAGGAGGCCACAAACAAAAGGGCCAUUUACUUAUGUAGAAUAUAAAAACAACAAUAGUUUAUUUGUUUUUGGAAUCAAUGAAGCCUUUUAUAAAAAAAAUGAGACACUAAAAAUAGUUUUGACCAUAUAUAUACACU